Messenger RNA from Knipowitschia caucasica, 1215 nucleotides. NCBI's taxonomy places the organism in Eukaryota, Metazoa, Chordata, Actinopteri, Gobiiformes, Gobiidae. The record is from the annotation of a GenBank genome assembly.
AUGCUUCCACGGCUCAGAGGCAAAGCUGCUCCCACCGAGGACCAGGAGAACGUCCCGCUCAAAGCCAGCUCCAGGACCGUGCUCGGAUCACUGCAGAGCAACCAGAGGAGCAAGACUCUGACCCAGCGCGGCAUAAAGCAGGAGUUUAGCAAGAAUGACGACUUCAGUAAAAGUUGCUUUGAGAAGAAACAGCCUGCCUUCCAGAUCCAUGUGGAUGAACCUGACGGUGCUUGUACAAAGAAGCCAGUGCCAGCUGAGCCUCUCAAAGAGAACCAGAACCGGAUCAAGUCCUCCGCAGAGGACUCUCCUGUCAUCAAUGCAGCAGCACAGCUCCGACGACCCCUGGCUCCCCUCGAUGCGAUGGACAUCAGCCUCCUUGACUCUCCCAUGGACAUGUCUGUUCUCGAGGGUGAGGAGAAGACUGCGAAUGUAAAUGAGGUCCCAGAGUACGCUGCUGAGAUCCACACGUAUCUGAGGGAAAUGGAGAUCAAAACGCGGCCGAAGGCUGGCUACAUGAAGAAGCAGCCGGACAUAACAAACAGCAUGAGGUCCAUCCUGGUGGACUGGCUGGUUGAGGUUGGGGAAGAAUACAAACUUCAGAACGAAACUCUUUACCUGGCUGUGAACUACAUCGACCGCUUCCUGUCGUCCAUGUCUGUGCUGCGCGGGAAGCUGCAGCUGGUGGGAACAGCGGCCAUGUUGCUCGCCUCUAAAUUUGAGGAGAUCUACCCUCCAGAGGUGGCAGAGUUUGUCUACAUCACAGACGACACUUACACCAGGAACCAGGUGCUGCGAAUGGAGCAUCUGGUUCUGAAGGUUCUGUCCUUCGACCUGGCGGCUCCAACCAUCAACCAGUUCCUCACACAAUACAUCCUCAACCAGACGGUCAGCAAGCAGGUGGAGAGCCUGGCCAUGUACCUGAGUGAGCUCAGCUUAAUAGACUCCGAGCCGUGUCUGAAGUACCUGCCUUCACAAACUGCUGCUGCGGCCUACAUCCUCGCCAACCACACGGUGACCGGCGGCUCCUGGCCAAAGUCUCUGACAGAACUGAGCGGCUACAGUCUGGAGGAGCUGCUGCCGUGUGUGGAGGAUCUGCACCGAGUCUACGUGGCGGCGCCUCAACACGCUCAGCAGUCCAUCCGGGAGAAGUACAAGACUCACAAGUUCUACGAGGUGUCGCUGCUCACGGCUCCAGAGCGGCUAAACUUGAAGUGA